CUCGUGAAAGUGUGUCCUCCAGCUGUUAGAGGGCGCUAGAGCUGUAGGUUCGUGUGAGCUCGGGGACACGCGGAAGCACGAGCACGCAGUGAAACGGCGAGAUGGUCGUGCAAAUAAAAGUUGAAUACUGUGGCGGAUGAGGGUACGAGCCCCGCUUUCAGGAGCUCAAGCAUGUCGUCACUGCUGAGUUCACUGAUGCGGACGUGAGUGGCUUCGUCGGCCGCCAAGGGAGCUUUGAGAUCGAGAUCAAUGGACAGCUGAUUUUCUCAAAGCUGGAAACCAGUGGCUUUCCUUAUGAGGAUGAUAUUAUGGAGGCCAUCCAAAGAGCCUACGAUGGCCAGCCGGUGGAGAAGAUCACCAAGAGCCAGCCUCCUUGUGUCAUCCUCUAAAGC
Molecule: messenger RNA, 392 nt
Organism: Puntigrus tetrazona (Sumatra barb)
Lineage: Eukaryota; Metazoa; Chordata; Actinopteri; Cypriniformes; Cyprinidae
Product: migration and invasion enhancer 1-like
Exons: 4
Biological process (GO): positive regulation of filopodium assembly; negative regulation of apoptotic process
Source: RefSeq, a predicted model, not a curated record